AUGCCUUCAGACAACGGCGCAAACAUAAAGAUCGUGGCCGGGAUAAUGGGAGCCAUUGCCGCAGCGGUCGCCGUCAUUGUAUCCAUCAAAGCCGUCAUCCAACGAUCCCGGAACAAAGCUGCGGCUUCAUCGAAAAGCCGCGCUGCUGCCAAGGCCAAGGCCAAGGAGGCAUCCAAAGCGGAUAUCAAGAAAUGGUACAAAGAGGCCCUGAACAAGAUCGUCACCGCUCGUCUCGAGAAAGAAUCAAGCGUCGAGUCGGGCGAGCCGGUUUUCCUGUCGCAUUAUAUCAGCCAGGGUCAAUUCCGCCACUGGGUGUUGCAUGCUCAUGACUUCAAGUACGAAUUACGCCAAGCAGAAGCCGGCGAUUCAAGCACACCCGGACGCUACGAGGCGACGAUUAACCCAUCGGGCUUUAACCUCAAGGCGUACAAGCAGUCGGUCAUUACGAGAUAUUCCCCCGAAGUCGGCCAUUACUUUUAUAGCAUGAUUGGUUGGACGAGCCUCUCUAAAGAACAAAUUGACGACAAGUGUCAACGGGUCUCGACGACGUUUGGGAAAUACGCUCUUUUCUCGAAUAAUUGCCACGAUUUCCUUCAGCAAUUGGCCGACAAAAUCGUGACCAAGAAGGCGCCGGACUGGGAGUGGUUUCGGAUGAACAGCUUGGGCGGUUACGAUUAUCUUAAGCGACCAGCGCUGGGUUAUCAGGUCAUAGGCGUUGCGACGUGGACUAGGCAUUUGAAGCGGAUGAAGCAUUAUCUCAGCGCAGCCGAGCAACAAAGUCUUGAAGAGUUCAUCUUGUUUCUUGAGGAAUUUGUUGAAAUCCACUUGAAUAAGACGACAACAAUGUUGACAACACAAACUGUAAUGUAUGGGCAGAAUGACGGCGGAGGGGACUAUGUUGACGGUAGUGGAGGCCAGGGGGAUUAUGAUGGCAGUGGAGGCCAGGGACAUCAGGACAGCGGCGGCCACGGGCACGGAGGCGGCGGACAUCAUGAUGGCGGAGGUGGGUUCUUCGGAGGCGGCGGCGGCGGCGAUGGUGGAGGAGGAGGUGGUGGAGGAGGUGGUGGUGAUGGUGGAGGCGGCGGAGGCGGAGGAGGCGGCGGCUGUUAG
This is a messenger RNA of Trichoderma aggressivum f. europaeum, 1110 nucleotides long. RefSeq lists its product as uncharacterized. The transcript has a single exon. Bases 1 to 1110 code for a protein of 369 amino acids. NCBI's taxonomy places the organism in Eukaryota, Fungi, Ascomycota, Sordariomycetes, Hypocreales, Hypocreaceae. Gene Ontology annotation, molecular function: peptidase activity. The record is from RefSeq and is a predicted model, not a curated record.